This is a messenger RNA of Schistocerca nitens (vagrant locust), 17091 nucleotides long. Its product is annotated as microtubule-associated protein futsch-like. NCBI's taxonomy places the organism in Eukaryota, Metazoa, Arthropoda, Insecta, Orthoptera, Acrididae. The record is from RefSeq and is a predicted model, not a curated record. The transcript has 23 exons. The coding region runs from base 43 to 16158 and encodes 5371 amino acids. Gene Ontology annotation, cellular component: plasma membrane. Gene Ontology annotation, biological process: synaptic signaling. Gene Ontology annotation, molecular function: protein binding.
ACCGACGUGACGCUCAUCCAGGAUGAGGAUCUGUUGCGCCGAAUGUGGCAGCAGACCGACGACUUUGCGCGCAAGAAGGAGAUCCGCGCGCGCAUGUACAAGCUGCGCGAGCAGCGCCUGCGAGAGUUCUACACGACCGGCGAGGUCCUGCGCGACGUUCUGAGCGUCACCGGCGGCUCGCCCCCGCCCCCGCACUUCGGCGGCAGCGCCUCCGACCUCCGCCAGCAGGAGACCAAGAGCGCCACCAUCCGCCACGCCGACUCGCUGGCCGACGAGGGCUUCCUCUCGCUCAAGUCCAAGGAGAUCCGCGACUCCGAGUCGCCCACCAGAGACAUCCACAGGCAGAGCAACAAACAGCAUGCGAUGGAGCCCCGCGACGACAGCGGCGUCUACUGGAAAGUGGUGCAGGAGUCGUCCUCUGGCGAGUACAGUUCCUCCGCAGUGACGGGCCCGGACGGCCACACCGUGCUGAGGGAGGCGUCCCGCAGCCAGCAGCUGGGCCUCGCCGCCGACUCGCAGCACGAGGGCGUCUCCAGGACGUCACAGGUGAGCGCCUCCGACAACACGACGCACAUCCCUCGGGGUGAAGGAGGCGCCAUCGAGUCCGGCUCCCGGCUGAUCCUGCGCGAUGGCACCACCAGCGCUUUCGACUCAGUCAGCUUGGACGGCGACCUCGGCGCGCUGCCCGGAGGCACCGUGCUGGUCUCCUCCUCCAGCACCGCGGGCGGCGCUCGCUCCAGCAGCAAGUUCGCCACCUCCUCCUCGUCCGUGUCCAGCUCCUCCCAGAUGAGCAGCAGCCAACGCCAGCAGGAGCAGUACCAGCAGAGCUUCCAGUCCUCCAGCUCGAGCUCCAAGCAGCAGGAGAUGCGCUCCUCCUCCACCACGGAGUUCGUGUCCGGCGGCGAGGUGGUCUCUGUCGGCGACUCCAGCUUCUCGACCUCUGGCGACGUCCUGGAGAGCUCCACGUCCUCCUCGUCGACGGUGGUCCAGCAGGGCAGCAGCUCCAGCACCAGCAGCAAGAAGUUCAGUCAGCGCUUCCACAGCGACGACCUUGCCGGGGGAGACGUCAGCAUCACUCUCCCGGCGGACAACGCCGCCCUGGUCACUGUGACCACGGGCCGCGACGUCAUCCAGCGCAUUCCGGCAGGGUCUUCCGCGGUCGAUGUGAGCCUCACGGGUGGCACCACUGUCUCGAGUUCGCGCUCCACUACGGCUGAAGAAAGGGUGGCCUCGUCUACGACUUCCACGAGCAAAGUGGUCGAACAACGAAUCAUGAGCGAGCUGCACGAUCUCGACUCCUUUCUGUCGACGCAGCACACUGGCGAAUCGACCCCUGCGAGUCCCUACAGCGUAACCGAAAUGCGCGACGGCGGCAGCUGGACCGUCGUCUCUUCGACUUCUGGCACGCAGCAAGAUAACAGGAGGAUCGUCACCAGCAGGGACGACACCAACUCCAGCGAGUUCGUCUUCCGUUCGGGACGGAACGUGAACGAGAUUGACACGACCAGUACGCAGCAGACGGACACUGCGGUGAACAGAGACCAAAUCUCCACGACAACUACGAAAUCGCGCACUGCAGACGACAAUCGAAACGAAUCUUUCAUCAACAAAGAGAAACUGACGACAGUGACCACCAGGCGAGACAAUGUCGACGACGUGCGCAAUGAUUCUUUCAUAGACCAGGAACGAGUUUCGUCAGUCAGGUCCAGAACUGAUGUUGUGGAUGAAACUGACCGUAUGUCUACUGUUUCAGAGAAACUCAUUUCAACUACAGUGGUGGAAGAUACAGGUAACAAACAUAUUGUGAAGGAAAUAACAUCGAUAAUCGUCGAGGACACCGAAGAGAUGAAACCAGCUCCAGAGAAGCCGUCUGCACGUGGAGAUAAACCGUGCAAGCCGAGCGAUGGCAUUACCGACAGACCCUCAGCAACGAAAGAGACGCCUAGCGUGGACCGUCCGGCUCCGUCGCCAGAAACGACGAGACCGGAACAGAGGAAACCAUCGUCGCAGGACACACCCACGACGAAAGAGCCCACAGACUACACGACCACAUAUCAACAGUCGUACACCAACAAGAGAAUCAGCGUCGAUGUGAGCCCCACACACGAUGCCUUUGCGAGGUCUCUCAGGGCCUCACCAGAACGUGCGACUCCGGCGUCUUCUACAAGGUCGUCCAAGACUUCGCUCGACAGGUCUAGCCCUGCGCGCUUCACGAAGCACACGACAUACCGCAAUAGAACGAGUCUCGACCACAGCUUAGCGCACCACGUUAAAACCAGUGCGGAUAAGACCAUCAGACGCCCGUCUCCCACAAGGGAAAGCCCAGAGAAGAUUACAAGAAGGACGACACCGACAAGGACGAGCCCUGAGAAGAUGGCCGGUAGACGUUCUCCCACGAGAACUAGCACUGACAGGCUUACAGACAGGUUCUCACCUUCGCGAACCAGCCCCGACAAGACGGGAGCGAGACCGUCAGCACCUCGCCAGAGCCCAGAGAGGUUACUGAAUGGCUCAGCACCCAGGACGAGUCCAGAUAGGACUGCACCAACCAGACGGCCGUCGGACAAGACGCCAGGUUACAUGGCCCCUAUCGGCAGGAAAAUUUCCGACAGAACCACUCCAGAAAAACAUUCUCCCGCCAGAACUAUACCAGAGAGAACACCAGGACACAUGACUCCUGAUGGGAAGAUUCCAUCAGACAGAACGAGUCCCGAAAAGUCUACUCCAUCAAGAACAUCUCCAGACAAAACACCAAGUUACAUGGCACCACUGAACAGGACAACCACAGAGAAAACUACACGCAGACGAUCAUUUACUUCACCCACGAGAGAUAGCCCAGAAAAGAGAAAGACCUCAACGACCUCACCUGAAAAGCCUACACAGAAGCCGGACAGAAGGGUCAGUUCUGGAGACAGACCGCGUGAUGUAACAUAUUCUCCAUCGAGGAAAACGUCUGAUACUACCACUACCACAACGAUCACAAGGGAUACUACUGUGAAGAAUGCAGUAACCAAGGAUAAACGCAGGCUCUCGUCUGGACUGUCGCGUGCAGUUACCAAGAAACGUUCGUCAACUCCUGGCGCAUCGCCACACACCAGUCCAACCAGAGAUGGUGAGGUUCCCCACAAAGAACGGCAGAGCAGGCCGCGUUCUCGAGGCAGCUCACGCUCAGGGACCGAUUCAGAGGUUACAGACGAUGAAACAAAGACCACUGAAAUUCCAGAUGCCAGUGACAGUGAACCGCGCAUUGACGACAGACCGGAAUCCAAGAGAAAACCCCUCCCAACAUCCACAGAUGAUGAGCCGCAAACUGACGACGAUACACAGAAGAUCUCAGAUCGCAAAGCUCCACUUGACGACGAUGAAAAACCUGAAAGUAGAAGAAAGUCGAUUCCGGGGUCUACAAAAGAUGAACCACACAAAGGUGAUAAGCGAAAACCUGAGGCGAGAAAGCCAAGUGUUACAAAACCUAAAGACGAUGAAGAGAGUCCUGAUGACCGUCGACGACCACAGUCUGGCAAGAAAGCAGUUCCAGAUGCGGGCGACGAUCGUCCUGGAACUCGUCCACGCGAGGAACCUUCUCCAGAACGCACUACAAAAACAAGGCGUGGUGAUAUUAAUGUAAUUACCGAUUUCCUCGAUCAGGAGCGUCUUCAGUUAUCAAAACCAGAUGACAAACAUCCUACGAGAGACCAGACAACUCGAGACAUUCCAGACGAUAAAAAGAAAUAUGGUGACACAGUAAACUUAAUUGAAGCUGAAGCAGGGCGCCAACUGUCACCAUCACUAAAAAAGAGACCUACAAAUGAAGAUUCUUCUCCUGAAAGGAAGGAGCCCAUGAGAAGAACUCCAGGGGAAACAAAAUCUCCACUGUCAACAGAUGGUAGUCCGUCUAGCAGGACAUCACCAGACCGUAAAAAACCAACAGCUGACGAAAUAUCACCGGGAAAGAGGCCUGAUGCCCCCUCUGGAGAAGUAGUAUCGCCUACAAAACGAAAGCCUGACGAUGAGAAAGUGAAACCUGAUGACACAAAAGGAACGAAAAUUCCAGUGAGAGGAUCUCCUGACAAGGAAUCACCUUCACAUGAUAAAGGAACACCUAGAGAAAAAUCACCAGAGUACAGCUCAGAAGGAUCUGUGUCUAAGGAGCUACGACCGAAGAAGGAUACUGGUCGAAGGUCUCCAACAGUGCCUGGAGACAAAUCUGAAUCGCCAGAUUCGAGUCCUGAAAGACGUGGAUUUUCACCAAUAAAACGCUUCAGGACAACACCUUACGGCAAACUGACAAAACCUGGCACUAUUCCUGGUACAGACGACCAUGAACCAGUACCAUAUAAUGAGGCUCCAGAAAAUGAACCGAAAGAAACGCCGAGUUCCAGGAGAGAACCUAUCAAACCUAGUAAGCCUAUAUCAUCAAGACCAACUGAUGAGCGAAAAUCUGGCAUACCAAAACCUACCCCAUCUCCCAUUGACAGCACAGAUGUAAAUGACCGAUCUGUGUCGCCUUCGAAGGGAAGACCAUCUGAAGAGCGACCAUCUAUGCUGCCAGUCAGUAAACCAGUACAUGGACAGCCUAAAACAGGAAAGUCGCCAGCCACAACUCCCUUGGAAGAGAAGUUCCCGAAGGAUGAAAUUACCAGGUGGCCUGAUGGUCAGAAACCUAAGGACAGAUCACCUGACGCACAGAAAAAAGAAACAGAACGACCUCGACAAUUACAUCCGAGCGACUCGCCGAGGUCACUGAGCCCUGUUAAAGACAGCCCUUCGGUGCUUACCACUGAUGACACGAGGGAAAAACUGAAACCUACAGACAGCGAACAGUCGCCUAUUGAUGGCCGUAGCCCCAGAAGCAGUCCAGAACGAAGCAGUCCAGAACGUGACUCGUAUAUAAAAGGACGCCCCACCUCACCAACGAAAAAACCUGGAAGAAGGACACAAGGAGGAGAGUCACCAGAUAGAAGUCCAAGUUCAGAGAGCAGCCCAGAACGCAGAAGCCCUCAGAGGCAGCAGACAAAGUCAGGUUCAGAUCGUUCGCCUGGAAGCAGUCCUGAACGACAGACAAAACCCAGAAAAGCACCUGAAACACCUCUGCAAAAGAAACCCUCAGAUGAUGUAACUAGGGGUUCACAGAUAAAGAGGCCAACACCAGUAGCUGGCAGGCCCUCUUCAAUACCGAGGACGAGCUCUGCACCACGCAGUGAUUCGCCUUCUACUGACAGGAGAGUUCCUCGUAGACCACAGGACAAACAGGUUCCUUCUACCGUGAGACCUACGUCUGAGCCAGCGAGAAAACCGGAGAAACCGGGAAGCCGAUUCCCACAGGCUCCAGACUUCAGCCACAGGCCAGCUACAACUGCCAGGCAGCCAAAGGCAUCCCUACCAUCUUCCAGGAGACCGGAAAGUGGAACUUCACCAGCGACGAGUCCUGCACGUAGACGACCCGAAAGACCCGAGUCUCCCACUGCCACAAAGAGGCGUCCGAAGACGUCUCCUACCACGUACUCCCCCUCAUCCAGUCCUGAGAGAUACCAGCCGAAAAUGGCGCCUGUACAUCCUCGGGACGACAGGCCGUCACAAUACAGUCCAGAAAGGAAGACGCCAAAAGAUAGCUCGCCUGCCACCAGGCGACCAGCCACUAAAGUCAGACCAACAGAAAAACCAACAGAAAGAGUUGCUCCAAAACCAUCACCCAAGUUCGGUCCUCAAACUAGUCCUGAGCGACAACCAAAAAAACCAAUCGUCAAUGGAUAUGACAGAAUAGCGAAGUCUCCAUCUGGACCAAAGUACCCAGACGACAAGAAGCCACUGAAGCAUAACGAAAUUCCAACAAAAGAGCCAAUGUCUACAAAACCAGGCAAGAAGCCACAACCGCGUCAUGAUAAAGACCAACCCAGGAAAACAGAAAAACCAGAACAGACGAGAUACGCAGCAACAGCUAAUUUCAUAACACACCUUAGGGAAUAUGAAAAUGAUAAGGAUGUUAAGAGACCAAAGCAGAGAAAACCGGAUGACGAAGACGAUAAAUCAACCGACAGGUCGUCGACUGUUUCGAGUCCUGAAACAGUGAAAACAGCAACAGACACGCCAAAUGAUACUGGUGAUUUGCAUGUGACUUCAUGUGACUUCAUCGAUCGUGAAGCUACUCACACAACCGCAACGAGGAAAAGGACCGAGAUACAUGUUCCUCACGUUACAGACGAACCAUAUUCUGACAAUGAUGAUGACCUUAAUGAAGAUGCUCCAAGAAGACCUCGCGACCAAGACAAAACAGCGCCGAAAACUGCUUCAGUAUCUAUUACCAUAUCUUCAAAUAAGUCUUUCGAUAGACAGAGAACGUACGAUAAGACAGAUCGGCACGGAGAUUACUACAGCGACGAAUUUCCCGAUGAUUUUCCGGAAGAAAAUCCACCUGAUGAAUUCCUUGUUGAUGACUCUGACACUGACUUCUCUGAACCUACAAGGAGACCUAAAGGACGUAAACCUAACGACAUAAGCAAAAUCCAAGAAGAGGAGCCAGGUUUGAAGAAGCCUAAACAAGGCCGCCCUGCUGAGAAGCAGCCGACAACAAAGAAACCCGCAGAUACUCAUCUGGCACCUAAACGAACAAAACCAUCUGCUGUGAAGCCAGCGGACUCGCGAAGGCCAACUGGAAGACCAGACGGGAUGUCGCCUAGUAGCGCCCAGAGGCGACCAGAUGCUCACAAACCAACAAUCCAAUCAUCUACUAGACCUGAAAGACCAGCAAAGCGUAUGCCCAGAGAUGGUGACGACACGCGGCCUACACGAACAAAUUACGAGAAAAACAUUAUUGUCAGAUCCAGUUCUCCCGGCGAUAUCAAACCACACAGACCAACUACCAAAAAGGAAAUCACUGUUUCCCGUGUUACAGAUAACAGCCAUUCAACCCGAUUGACUUCUGUCAAGCAGCGAGUAACGGUGGCCUCUGCUACCACCAGAGUGACUGGCUCGAAGACAGCAAAGGUGACUACGACCAUGGUCAAACAGAUUGGCAAAAGACCUGUUCCUCAGGAUGAGAAUAACAGGCGGAAGCCUAAAACAGAUCGUCCAUCUAUGACUACGGUCAUGAAUUUCAGAAAUGCAACUGUGCCUAAAAAGACGGUACCUGCCAAGAAAGGCGCGACAAAACCAAAGAAAAUGGUGAAUGGUGUCAAACCUACAGAUGAAACGACUACAGAUGAAGAACCUGAAGCCCCUGAAUUCAUCACAGAUGACGAGAAACACAGUAUUCUCAUGUACACAGAGGAUGAAAGCGAUAUAAACGAUGACGUUAGGCACAACGAACUGCAUUACAUAUCGAAGAUAGAGGAGACAACAACUCGAGAAGAUCGUCUUAUAUCAUCCACACAAGACAAAUUCAGAGGUGACACACUUACCACUCUGGAGGUUCACCACCCCAAAUCUUCCCGUGAAUCUUCUCCAGAGUAUAUAAAGCGACCUUUGCCCGUCACUGAUGAUGAAGAUGGGGGCAGGCCUCGUUUUGCUGACAAAAUCAGCGAGCCAGAAGAUGAUGAUGAAACUGCAAGGAGACCAUCAAAGACAGUAUUUCAGAAACCCAUUUUGCAGCCUGAGCCUUUGGAUGAAGAAAUUACCGAUGAUGAAGAUAAACGUGCCCCAGAGGUUCCAGGACAGCCUAGACAACCAGCAAAGACACCUUAUCGCUCUGAAAAGGUGACUGAUGUGAGGGAAGUGGAAACAGAUGAAACCACAAACGUCAGUGUCGCUGACAGAGUGACUCAGUUCAUAGAAAGCCAGAAAACAGCCACUUCACCUUACCAGCCCAAGCCUCAAGAACCAACGGACGAUGAACCAAAAAUUGAUGACAGUCCAAGUUCAGUGAGUAAAGCAAAAGCUUUAUUUGAAACUAUAGCAAGUACACAGAAAUCGCCUACUUCUCCAAGGCAGAUCGAUAUUCUAAGCAGGCCAUCAGUCUUUGAAGCUAGACGAGGUAGUCCACGAGUGACUCCGACAACAGACCAAAGUGGAACACCAAAAUCGCCUGGCCGUCCAACAGAACCAAAGCGGGCAACAUGGCCCCCUCAGAGGCCUCCUUCUGAUAAUGAAGAAGAUUAUCCUGAAUCGCAAAAGCCUGGAAGAACUUUGCCAACAGGUGGCCAACCCAAAGAUCUUGACCAUCCAGUACAAGACAAAGAACCCAAGAAAGGAACAUGGCCUAGAAGGAAGGAGCCAUCUGAUUUAGAUGGUUAUCCACCAUCACAACAACCAGACAAGUCACGACCUGAUGCUGAAAAGCCAGAUGAGCCAGAGAGCCAUCUCCAUCGUCCUAAGGAACCCAAAAGAGCUACCUGGCCUCCUCAAAGGGUAGAAAGUGAUAAUGAUGACGAUGACAUUCGUCCUUCACAAAAACCAGACAGGCCCUCUUCUCCUGUUACCCAGACACGUCCAAAUGACCGUAAAAGUGGUACCUGGCCCUCUCAGAAGGAAGCAGACGAAAUAGAUGACGAUCAUCCUUCAGCACAUCUGUCUGACAAGAGAUCGCCUGACAGCAAGCGACCAACAGAUGACAGUCGUUUGGUGCAGCCCAAGGAGCCGAAAAGAAGUACCUGGCCUCCUCAAAAAGAGCCAUCUGACAUGGACCGACCAAACGAUAAACCUCAACCAGUGCAACCAAAAGAGACAAAGAGAGCUACGUGGCCUCCACAGAGACAACCAUCUGAUGUAGAUGAUAGCUAUCAACCAUCUCCACACCGACCAAAAGGCGAUGGUCCUCAAACCAAGCGUCCAGAUGACGACUAUAGGAGGGAACAACCAAAAGAAUCCAAGAAGACCACAUGGCCACCACAAAAACAGCCUUCGGACGUUGAGGACGACUAUACGCCUUCACGUAAGCCUUCUAGAACCUCGCCUGACAAGGAACAACCGAAGAGAUUCGACGGAAAAAGACCAGAAGUGCCACAAGAUGAGUACCCUAGUGAUGAGGAUUCUGAAUACCCAGUUGGUUACAGAAGACCAUCGAAAGAUACUCCAACAUACAUUUCAGAAUCUCCAUAUGAUACAUCACCAGCACGAAAAAUUUCGAGGCCAAUGGAAGAGCAACCUAGAGAUGAACCAACAGUUAAACGGCCUACCGAUUCGUAUGUCACCACCACAAAGGUAGACUUAACACCAAAACAGAAACAACCAUUACAUCCAUCUGACAAAGAGACAUCGCCAGAAAGGAAACAGCCUGUACCUACUGACGAAAAGCCUCGAAAAUUCUCGACAGAUACUUACACAAAAAGCAAAACACCACAGCGGACCUCGUCGCCAGACGAAAGACACGUUGCUCCAUCUAGAAAAGAUAGUUCCCCAAGAAGACCACAGCCAGAGACAUUCAGUACAGGAACGUAUCCGAGGAAGAAGACACCACGUGAAAGCUCCCCAGAGGACCGAGUACCGUCGCCCACGCAGGGCAGGCGUCCUUCCGGCAAGGAUGAGCCGGAGCGCUUUUCCACCGCUACUUUCCCAAAGAAAACAGCACCGAAAGACGAGGAGCCGUCGAGAAGAAGCCCACAGAGGGAACAGCCUCGCGGAAUUUCAACCGAUACGUUCACCAAGAAGAAAUCACCUCGGGGAGAAUCACCCGACCGCGAGACGUCACCACAGAGGAAAUUUUCGACAGACACCUACACGAAAGAUAAGUCGCCCAGGGACCGGAGGCCAGACGAGCGCGAUAAGUCUCCGACGAGAAAGUAUUCUUCUCCUACUAGAGAUCGUCCACACGAGCAAACACCUGGAAGAAAGCCGUCGAGUGGGACAUACCCAGAAAGUGACGGAACGUCACCGACGGCGAAGAGAGAUUUUACCAGACCAAAACGUCCAGAAGACUCUCCAAAGGACACAUCACCGACGAGAAGAGAUACGACGAUCGUGAGAGAGAGGCACGACGAUUUCUCAAGUGCUACAUACACAAAGAAGACAUCGCGCGACGUCUACACUGAGGAGAGGGUGUCGCCCACUAGGAAGGAAUCAGUACCGCGCCGCGAGUCUCCAGGCGAGGUCAGCCCGACGAGGGCGUCGCCUACGAGGAGAACAGCUCCUGAUGACAGAGACCACCCGAAACGGCGCUCGCCCGAAAGGGCGCGAUCGUCGCCCUCGGCACCACGCUCUUCGCCGACAGACUUCAGAGCGUCGCCCGAAAGAGGCCCCAGGACUUCCCCAACCAGACGGGAAGAGGACUACCCGAGGAGCAGGGAGUCCCCAGACAGGAACCGUUACUCGCCGGACAGGGCAGAGCGCUCGCCCGAACGGAAGGAACAGACUCCAGCUACCAAGUCCUCGCCAACUCGCAGGACCUCCGCGCCACGGGAACCUGCUGAGCCGGUCAGGAAGACGUCGACGCCCAAGGACCGGAAGGAGCCGACGCCUCAGCAGCCGGGUGGCAAGUUCGGCGUCGCACUGCGACAAGUCAAGGCCAAGACGACCACCGGCACCACCACCACCAGCGUCGCCACCACCACCACAACAGCGCAGACGCGACGUCGCAGCGGGGAGGUCCCUAGGCCCAAGGCUCCGGAGGAUGAAGAGGACAUUGAGCAGAUCUUCGACAUCGUAGUUCUCGAGAGAAUGCUGGAGGUCGCCGUGGCCUACGACAUCCGACGGCGCCUCCGUGCUCAGAUCCGAAUCGUGCGCCGCAUGAUGUCCGAGUCGAGCACGACCACCACCACGACGAUCAAGACGACUCGCACGCUGCGGCGAGAGGAUAAGCUCCAUCCUCAGGAUUCAGAGCCGGAACACGAUUUGGAACCGGAGCCCACGAGCGAAAGUGACGCAGAGACUGAUCGGCGCCGACCCGUCGAGCCGGACCGCAGGAGACCCUCCAGAGUAGAGGAGAAGCCGUCGGGCAGGCAGCCCUCCACACAGGAGGAGGAGUGGCCAGCUGGCAGGAGGCCAUCCAGGCCGGACGAGAAGCCGACGGCCAGGCGACCGUCGUCACAGGAUCUGGAACGCCCGGAGGCGAAGCGUCCGGAAGGAAGGCGCCCGUCAGGGCAGGACUACGAGCGUCCAGAGGGACGACGCCCCGCACCACAGGACACUGGCCGUCCCGAGGGAAGGCGUCCAUCCUCGCAGGAUUUCGACCGUCCAGAAGGGCGACGUCCUUCGUCACAAGACUACAGCCACCCAGAAGAAAGGCGACCGUCGACACAGGACCACGUGCGUCCUGAGGGGCGAAGACCGUCGUCUCAGGGUUACGAACGUCCAGAUGACGUGCGGCCAGAAUCGCCAACUGGACACAAACGACCCGAAGGCAGACGCCCUUCCACGCAGAAAGACUACGACAGUCCAGACCACAGGCGACCCUCACCAGAGAGACAGCAGGCUCCUCACGGUGACCGAGAAAAGCCGUACGGGAGGACUCCGUCGAAAGACAUACUCCGACCUGUCGGUAAGGUUCCUCAGGAGUACGGACCGACUGAAAAAGGAAAGGGCCCACGUGACAUAGAUAGGCCGUACGGUAAAAUCCCCUCUCAGGACAUUCUGAGACCCACUUCGCAAAGUCCGAAGCGUCCGGAGGAACGGCGACCGACUUCCCGAGAUUACGACCGACCUGAAGACAGGCGACCGGAGUCACCUGCCCGGGACGAACAGCCGGACGACACUUAUCCAUCCACGCAGCAGGACUACGACCGUCCAACGUACAGGCGUCCGUCACCUGAGAGGCAGCAGGCCCCACAUGACGAUCGGGAUAAACCUUAUGGUAGGACACCAUCGCGAGAUGUACUCCAGCCCGUAGGGAGAACACCUCAGGAAGAUUCGCCAACUGACAAAGAAAAGAGGCCGUACGGAAAAAUACCAUCCCAGGAGAUACUCAAACCCACUGGACAGCGCCCAUACCAACCUUUAAGGACGAGCACGCCAAAGACACCUCGAGAAGACGAAUCCAAACCUUAUGGUAGGAUUCCAUCCAAAGAUAUAUUGCGCCCAGUCUCGCAGAGACCUCAAGAGGCAAAACCGUUCUCGCCCAGAGAACCUGAGAAAGAGAGCCCUUACAGAUCGACUGCAAGGGUUCCACAUGAUGAGGAAACCAAGCCCUAUGGCAGAGUACCAUCUCAAGACGUUCUUAGACCAACUUCUCAGAGACCGCAGGAUGACACUCCAACUCCCAGGACACCUGGGGAGGAACACACUAAACCAUACAGAAGAGGACCAUCCCAGGAGAUACUGCGACCAGUGUCUCAGAGACCAAAGGAGCCAGAAUCUCACACUGACUCUCCACGGGACAGUGACAGUACUAGACCCUACGAAAGGACUCCGUCCAGGGAUAUACUAAAACCUACGCCAGAGAGACCUCAGGACGCUAAGACAGUACCAAGAGAACCAGAGCGCAAGCCUUCCAGAGAUUCUCCAAUCGAAAGUGACAAGAAGCCCUACGGUCGAAUACCGUCGAAGGAUAUCUUGAAACCGGUGUCGCAGCGGACGCCAGAGGGCAAACCCUUCUCCCCGAAGGAUACUCCGGACUACAGGACUGGAGCAAAGGUGCCUCGUGAAGAUGAGACGAGGCCGUACGGGCGGGCACCUUCCAAGGACGUGCUGCGACCUAAGGAGCUGCAGGACUCACCACGGCUGGCAACGCGCGACGAUGGCCCUUCACCAGUCGACGACGUCUGCAGGCCAUCCAGGGACGGACAGAGGCCAGCCGAGUUUGACAGGAAGCCUUCGAGGACAGAAAUUACCGUCGAGCUGAAGCCAUCUCCUGUGAAGUCCCCGGUGAAGAAGUCGUCGGUGGGCGAGCCGCGCGAGCCCUGCCCCACGGACUCCAUCACGUCCAGCUACGGCGUCGGCCCCACCGACGAGAACGGCCGGCCGCUCUUCGGUCUGCGCGCCCUGCGACGGACCAACACCGGCACGCAGCCUCUGCAGCGCUCAGACUCGCCGGACAGCCAGGAGCCGUCGGCGCCCGCAGAGCCGUCUCCCGCAGAGAUCCGCGAUUCGAGCGGCCGUCCUCUGUUCGGCGGUCUGCGCGCCCUCAAGGCCGUGCGGCCGCAGCCCGAAGCUGAGCCGACGCCGACGCCGGAGCGCCAGCCCCGCGACGACGCCGGCGACGACGACGACAUGCCCGAGCAGAGCGCCCCCACCGCGCCGCACCUGCGCGAAAUAGUCUCCCGCCACGAGCAGCACGUUCGUGGAAAUGCUGUCUCACAGCCAACAGCUCCCCGUGAGAAACCACGAGCGAAGCUGCGAGACAGUUUCAUUCUGCCCCAGGAUCAAGCUGAACAGCCCUCAGCACCUAGUGAGCACCUGGUCGAGGAUACUCGUGUCCUUUCACAGCGGCAGCAGUCACUGAGAGCACUUAUACAGAAGCAUGAGCGCAUCGCCACAAGUGAGACUGAAGACAGAAUACACCAGAAACAGAAGGAUGAGCCACAACAACCAGGCGAUGGUGGCCGCAGACCAGGUAUUCUGAAGAAGCCUCGCGAUGAUCAGCAGGUGGUAACGGAAACUACCAGCAGUUCCACAACAACUGUAGUAUCAGAAAGGGGAGCUGUUCGCUCUGACGGGACUGUGUCACUGACAAGGGAUGUCAUAAGAGGAGAAACUGUCUGUCGUCCUGGUGAAGAACCUGUUUCAAAAGUAACAAAAUCUCACUAUCAGUAUAAGACACCUGAAGAUAAGGAACCACUGUCAAUAGAGGAUUACAGAGAUGGAGAUGAUGUUGAUCAAGAAUAUGACUCUCCAGAACCCAGCAGAAAGCCAUCGGUGGGUAAGGGCACAUCACCAGAUCGAGAAUACUCAGCUGAUGGCACUGUGAGGUUAGCAAGCAUUACGACCUCAACUGUUAGCAGUAACAGUAUUAGACGGUCAAAGCUUACAGAAGAUGAUGUUAAGAAGACUGAUACAACUAGAACUGAGAAGGUUUCUAUUGACAGUAGCAGGAAGCCUAAAGUAAGAGAUGACCUCAGUUACAGGAAACCUCAGUCAAGUGUCAGAGUUACUGGGUCAGGAGACAAAUCUGCAGAAGAAACACAGAGAUAUGUGAGCUCCACUACCGUUACAAGCAAGACAUUUAAGACACAAGAUCAGGAACUUGAGAACAAAAGUGUCAGGCAGAGCUUUGGAAGAAGUUCCCCCUCCAGAAGUUCACCCGAAAAGACUGUCCCAGAUUAUGAAGAUGACAGUCAACAGCCAGUCUCUGGUGGUCAAUAUUAUAGCACCACUGUAACAACUGUCACACGAAGACCAAGUGGAGGAUCACCACACCCAAAAGAUAAAACUCCCGCCUCUGUGCGGCGACAAAUUUUCACUAAAGAUGAUGAAGAUGAUGAUCACCAGGAUGUUUCCCGUAAGACAAGCUAUGGAAAAGUCACUAGAGGAUCAAGUGAGACAACCACCUACACAACUGGGAAAGGGCAAACGGUAUUCACUACUCGUCUGCAGUCAUCAGGGGAUGAUAGAGAUUCCCCUAGACAUGACAUCACUACAGAGUUUGACGAUGGUGAUGACAGUGAUGGCUACAAAAGGAGUAGCUACUAUGUCACCAGUUCAGUCACAGGCUCUAUGCGAUCCAGUCCUGACAGAACUAGUGGGCAUUAUGAAGAUGAAGAAGCCUAUAGCAGCAGUCACAGUCGACAAACGGAAAGCAAAUAUUCUAGAUCUUCAGUGCAACAAAGCUCUGUUGAGAAGUCUUCCACCACAAGUACGUCACAGUCAGGAACCACAUCGGCUAGCAGAAGAAGGUCGUCGACACCGCAAGAUGACAGGGAAGGUUCUCCAUCACCUUCCAGUGGAGGUUUCUCAAGAGUUGCUCGAGGAGGAUCUGUGAGGGCACUCUCACAGAAGUUCCAACAGGCUGCUGCUGAGGCCAACAGCAGCGACAACUCUCGGUCACAGAGGUGUUAUCCAAAGGCAGGUCUCAUCUUCCGUUCUGCAAGCUUCCGACUUAACAAUGGAUGUAGUCCUGUCACUACACCCACCAGUGACCCAGGCUCACCAGGUGUCAAACAGUCAUCAACAAUAGAGGUCCGUGUGAGCUCAUCGGGCAGUAAUCAGAAUACACCAAAGGCUGACAAAGACAAUAGGUCAUUUCUUGACAAUCAGUCUAAAGUGACCGAUGUACAUGAUGUACUGAAUCGAAUGAGAAACUCUGAACAGGGUGCACAAGAAGAUGACACAGAGGAAGAUAUUGAGGCACGUUCCUUGCUGAAUAAGUUUCUGGGAGCGCAAGUAAUAAUGCAGGGAAUGGAGCCCUUAAUGAAAGAAUCUCACACCCAGAGUGCAGCCCUAGUCAGUCAGAUUGAACGGCAGCGAGCACAAAAGACUGUCUCAUCGAGCUACAGUAAGAAUUUCGAAGGCGAUAUUGAAGACGUCUGGGACGAAGCACUGUUGAGACAUCUUCUUGAAAGCUGCACAGACUACGAGGGUCGAAGACAAAUAAGAGCGAGGUUACGCACUGUCAUGGCUGAACAGAAAGCUUGUGCAAAUGUUGUUGCUGAAGUUGCUGCUGGUGAUGAUGACAACAAGACUUCUUCUGUAAUGACUUCAGAAGAAAUCAUAGAAGGCGAGGAUGGAACGAGGGUGCACCGCAGAGUGCAGCAGGGCCAGUCUGAAUCCACAAUCCAGUCAUCAUCAGUAGAAGACAAUGUCGUCACUCGAACUGAAGUAACUACCAAAACGUCAAGUUUCUCUGCCACUUCUGUGGGAAAGAGUAAAACAUCAAGAGCUCCUCCUGGGAAAGUGAUGUCCCCUUUUGCCAAGUUCCAGGAAAUGGAUCGCCAAAACUCACAAUCUGCACCAAGCUCCCCUAAGACCCCUGGGGGCACUGCAGCCCCCAUUUUUAAAUUCACGGAUCCUAAGCUGUGUCGGAGCGCUUCAGCGGUCAAGGACAGACUUCUGUUCUGGUGUCAGAGCAAGACCAAGGAGUACAAGAACAUUCAAAUAGACAACUUUUCAACAAGCUGGAGCAAUGGGCUAGCAUUCUGUGCCCUCAUCCAUCAUUUCCUUCCUGAUGCCUUUGACUACGAUUCAUUACGUCCUGAAGAGCGGCGAAAAAACUUCGAACUUGCUUUCACAGUGGCUGAUGAAAAAGCAGGCAUUGCACCAUUGCUUGAUGUUGAGGACAUGGUAAUGAUGCGUAAGCCUGAUUGGAAAUGUGUAUUUACAUAUGUUCAGUCUGUUUACCGCCGCUUCAAGGAUGAAGACUGAAAACCUUAGUUUACGAGUAGAAUCAAUGUUCCUAUCAAAAGCUCUGUUUGUUUUCUAAUAUUUUAAAAUGUGUUUUAAGAGUGUUAUAAUGUUUUAAGUUCCAUUAAAAAGAAGUAUUCUGUCUGUACAUUGUUGUAAAAUAGGUGUUUAAUUAAUGGAUAUUAUCUUUGUUAUGACUGACUUUCUGUUAUAGCAAUAUUUGAUGAUGUACCACUGCACUUGCACAAACUCUAUAUUUUAUAAGAUAUUUCUGAUUAUUUAAAAAAAAAAAUAGAUCAUGUUUGUUGCAAAAGAAACAAUGGUACAAAUCUAUGUUAAACAUAGAAGCAAAUGAUGGAUGAGAUUAAUAAUGUUGUUAAGAUUUUUUUAUGCUAGCCAUGAGCUCCAGUACGUUAAGUAUAAUCACCAAAUAUCAUAGUUCUUUUGUACUUAACUCAUUUACAGUUUUAUACAUUUUAUAUAAAAAUAUUAAUAGUUGCCAGUACCACAUAAUUACAAAAUUUACUAUUUUAUGUUUGUUUGUUUUUUUCAUAUUCUACUAAAAAGCUUCAACAGAAGCAGACAAGGGAAAAUGUUUCCACAUAUAUUUAAGCAUUUGGUGCUUCUAAAAUGUACUUUCUUGGUGCUACAUUUUACACCCAGCCUUUGCAGGUAGAUGAGACAUAUGAUCUAACACAGAAGUAAUUAGCUGGGGCAUAAUUUGCAGUGGAUGCAAUUAACAUUUUUUAUUUCUAAUUUAAAACUAUAACAUCAUCACUGUACAAGUCUGGCAAUAAAGUUGUGUUUUCAGAUUUUUAUUUUCAGCCAAACAAAUUGGUGUAGUUAUGUCUUUCGAUUGUUAAUUUUGUAUCUGAAUUUUAGGGCUUACUAAUGAAUAAGAUGAAAUGAAGCUUUUUAUUAAAAAAAUAAACAGGUUCAACUGUUUGAAAGUAA